AUGGGAAUGGGCACGGCAACUGACCACCAGUGGUCUGCGACCCUAAUGCUCGGGGACCACACCUUGAAGCAAGACAGCAAGCAGCUUUGGCUGCCUGUAUCUCAUCGAGCACGACGUUCAAACUGCGUUCGAUCGCUGGGUGCCGGGUACAUGCUUCAGAAUGUCAGUAUACUACAAUUGGAUGAUAAAGCAGACGGAAAGGUUGCCCAGAGGAACCAUCCCGUCACAUUACAGGGUCGUUAA
This is a messenger RNA of Coprinopsis cinerea okayama7#130, 243 nucleotides long. RefSeq lists its product as hypothetical. Lineage: Eukaryota; Fungi; Basidiomycota; Agaricomycetes; Agaricales; Psathyrellaceae. The coding region runs from base 1 to 243 and encodes 80 amino acids. The transcript is spliced from 2 exons. The record is from RefSeq and is a predicted model, not a curated record.